Molecule: messenger RNA, 654 nt
Organism: Recurvomyces mirabilis
Lineage: Eukaryota; Fungi; Ascomycota; Dothideomycetes; Mycosphaerellales; Teratosphaeriaceae
Exons: 2
Coding region: 1-654 (217 amino acids)
Source: RefSeq, a predicted model, not a curated record
AUGCCCGUCCAUGUUCUCGACCUAGGCCUUCCAAGGACGGGCACACAAUCCUUAGCCAACACCCUCGAGAUCCUAGGCUACCCAAAAUUCUACCACAUGCGAACCGUAGACGACACCCCAGGCCACAGAAAGAAUUGGAUCGAGCUAAUGGACGCGAAAUUCGGUCCCUCCGACUCCCAACGUCCAAUCCAGUCCAAGGAGCUUCAGGACCUCCUAAAAGACUACGACGCCUGCGGCGACUUCCCUGCGUCCCUCUUCCCCAUCGAACUCGCCACCACCUACCCUCAAGCCAAAAUCAUCAUCACCACCCGCCCAGAAGACGCCUGGUAUGCUAGCAUGGACAGCACACUAAUCUACGCCCGCAACAGCCGCAAAGACCAAGAAGUCCAGGAACGCCAUGCGUUGUCAGAUCGAUAUAAAAAGUACUGCUGGGACGAUGACUUCGAGGCCAAUGGGCGUAGGUACUGGCGUGAGCACAUGGAUAUGCUGAAGCGGUAUUUUGAGGAACAGUUGAGGGAGGUGCUGUGGUCUGAAGUUGGAGAAGGGUGGGAACGGCUUUGUGAGUUCUUGGGUGUGGAAGUUCCCGAUGUACCGUGGCCUAAUGCGGAUGAUUGGAAGAAGUAUAAGGUGCAGAAAGGUUUUGAUGGGAAUUGA